This is a messenger RNA of Trypanosoma grayi, 924 nucleotides long. RefSeq lists its product as hypothetical. Lineage: Eukaryota; Euglenozoa; Kinetoplastea; Trypanosomatida; Trypanosomatidae. The coding region runs from base 1 to 924 and encodes 307 amino acids. The record is from RefSeq and is a predicted model, not a curated record. The transcript has a single exon.
AUGUCGCUUUCCCACCCGUGGUGGCGCUGCAGCACGGAAGAAGACGCACCUUUUCGUGCGGCGUGCCGUGUGCGAUCGCCACUCUUCCGCGGAGGCAACAGCGGAUCGCAUUAUCACUGCGGCCCCGCCGAGACACGGCUGUACUGGACGGAGAGUGCGCAGGCUUUCAGCGGCGGUAACAGCAGCAGCGGCAGCAGUACUUGCUGCUGCAACAACAACAACAAUAUUGUUCACGGGGCCUCGGGGUCUGGCAGGCAGCCAGCUGCCACGGCAUGGUACAACUUGACGUAUGACUUACCAAAGGCGCCACUGCCGCCGGAGAGUCUUUCGCAGCCGUACAACCUUCCGGACGAUGUUGGCAAAUCAGAUAUAACGCUCACUAACGAGACACCGAUACAGAGUCAUAUAUUUGUACUGGGGCGACACGUAUCGAACAAGGACAGCGUCUCCUCCACUGUGGCAGCCGAAGACGGCAACAGGGAGAAGAAUGAUGCUAGUUAUAGUGGUGGCGGGAUUCGUGACCAGAUGGAGGCGCUGCGCCGACGAAUUGAGGCUGUGGAGGCGCAGCGCUCAACUGAGCCACAGGGGCUUGGUGCGAUUGGGAUAGCGCCACGCAAAAGCGAAGGCAGAGAUGCCGCACCUUCAUCAGGAGCAGCAGCACCAUCCGUAUCGGCUCCACCUGUUCCCUUGUCAGGGGAGGCGCAAGCUCGGCCAGCAAGGGCCGCAACACCGCCACCAACGGCAGCUUCAGUAACACCAACAGAAGGGGUGACAAGAACAGUGGCGUCAGCAACACACAUCUUCGCUCCACCGUCCCCACCUCUAACCACUGGCCAUUCGGAUGGCAUUACACUUGAGCGACUGAUGCGGGCUGUUCGUAGUGCCCGAGAGCGGGCGAAGCAGCAGCAGCAACAGGAGUCCUGA